GUAACUAGCUGCUAAAGUUAGUCUUACAGAUUCUACUGCCGCUCUCGUUACUGUGUAACUUUUGCAGAAGUGACCAAAGAUGCCUAAGAGUGCCAAAAAGAGGAAGGCCAAGCGGGCAGACUUUAACAAGGUCAAGUUGAAGGUCGGGAAGAAGCUGCCCAAGGCUGACAAUGUGACGGACACCACGUUCAAGUCCAGGGCCAUCCACCUGCCCGACCAGCUGAAGACUGAUACCACCCAGCCAACCAACUUCAGACAACAGAAUGUUAAGGACCUGCUGACCCAGUGUAACCACUACAGUGCGUCAGUACGCCAUGAAGCCAUCACAGGACUGAAGGACCUCCUAGCGCGACAUCCCGCAGUCGUUCCCUCCCACCUCUCGUCUGUCGUCGAGAAGUGCUCCGAGCUCUUCGUCGACAAGGAUCCCGUUGUCAGAAAAGCCGCCAUUGGCCUGUUACGUCACACCUUCAGCCAGGCAUCAGCCAAUCAGAUCUCUCCUUUCUUUUCCUUGAUCAGCGCACACUUGUGCUGCGCCAUGACACAUAUUUUCGAAGACAUUCGUCACGAUUCACUCGCCGUUCUGGACGUGUGCCUAGAACACUACCCCUCACUCUUAACGUCAAGAAGCGGGCAAAUCCUUACCAACUUUGUCGGACAAAUCUCAAGUAUGAAGGAUAAAGGAGUGAAGAAGGAUGCAGCAUCUUCAAGUCAUAGACUUUCUGUGAACCUGAACAGUAGGCUGACAUCACUCCAGUGGAGGAGCAAAGUUCUACACAGACUUCAUCACUUUCUAAAGGCCAUGUUAUCAGAGAGUCAUAUAGGGGGUAGGGAGAGUGGUGAAGAGCAGAACAAGGGUUUUGUACAUGAGACAUUUGAUGGGACCAAGCCUCUACAUGUGCAAGUGUUUCCUUAUACUUCAUCAUCUAGUUCUACAGGAUACCUUAUUAGAGCUACAACCCCAAGCACAGCCUCGUUGUUCAGCCUACAUGACUUUGCUGCGUCCCUCCUGCCCCUGUUACUGGAGACGUGGGUGGAGGGUUCCCCGGGGGAUGGGGAGUCCCUGGUACACGCUGAUGUCACCGAUCUGCUCCAGGGGGUGUUAGAUGUGCUGAGGUUACUGUGGCAGUGUCUCCAGCACAGGGAACAGGACAAACAACAAGACAAGCAGAAGAUGGCAUUCCUACAGCACUACAAGAACAUACAGCUUCAUCUGAUGUCUGGGUUUCCAUAUAUGGUCAUGGAACAGUCCAAGAAGGGAAAGGGGCAGCAGAGGGACCAGAGUGGAGGGACCAACCUUCAGGCAUCCUCGACUCUGAACCUGAGCAUCUGUGAUGUCAUGACAUGUUGCCUUGAGCAAGACAGUGGCAGUACUGCAGCUGGAUGGCUGGACAAUGUGUUGGAUUUCCUGGUCAGUAGUAUGUCUGAUGUAGAUGAGAACUCAGCUGACCACAUGGACCGUGUUCUUAGGGUCAUACAGCAUGUCAUCAAGGUGCUACCGCAACAAGAUUUGUGUGAAGACUUGCUCACAGCAGUGCACGAGUGUUACCAGUCUGAGGAGACAUCUGAGAGGACCAGACAACAAGUGGUGCACUUCUUAGCACAGUCAUACCUACAGGGAGAUGCAGGCAUACAGCAGAGUGAGGUUCUGACCAAUUGGGUAGCCUCCCUGCCACACUAUCUGGUUACCAUGGAGACAGCCAAUCAGCAACAGACUGAGGAGGUCUUGCGUGUGGUUCAGUCUGCAGCCACUAGGGGGCACUCCUGCAUGGUGGAAAACUUGAUGGGGAACUUUCAGAACAUCUUUGGUAUUGGUGGGCUACUGUGCUCUGUCACCCCAUCUAUUCAAAGGCACCUGGUACAGCUGCUAUACCAUCUACCUCUGCUAGGGGGCCUCGAACUGUCCACUCUGGCUCAGGCCUGCAGACAGAGGAAAGUUGGAGUUCCUGUGGUGAAGUAUCUAGUGCAGAUUCUAUUGGCAAGGUCAUCAGCUAUGGCUGUCUGUGAAGAAGUGAAGCCACCAGUCGACACACCCAAUAUUCUCAGCUUUCUUAUGUCUAUAAUGAUAGGUGAGGAAGACAGCAUGACAUUCAGUGGAUGA
This is a messenger RNA of Branchiostoma floridae (Florida lancelet), 2098 nucleotides long. RefSeq names its product testis-expressed protein 10 homolog. The transcript is spliced from 11 exons. Gene Ontology annotation, cellular component: nucleus; MLL1 complex. Bases 80 to 2098 code for a protein of 672 amino acids. The record is from RefSeq and is a predicted model, not a curated record. Lineage: Eukaryota; Metazoa; Chordata; Leptocardii; Amphioxiformes; Branchiostomatidae.